Acipenser ruthenus (sterlet) is the source of this 1240-nucleotide messenger RNA. RefSeq names its product transcription factor Sp5. Gene Ontology annotation, molecular function: RNA polymerase II cis-regulatory region sequence-specific DNA binding; DNA-binding transcription factor activity, RNA polymerase II-specific. The coding region runs from base 197 to 1240 and encodes 347 amino acids. Lineage: Eukaryota; Metazoa; Chordata; Actinopteri; Acipenseriformes; Acipenseridae. Gene Ontology annotation, biological process: regulation of transcription by RNA polymerase II. The record is from RefSeq and is a predicted model, not a curated record. The transcript is spliced from 2 exons.
GCGAGGAGAGCCAAAAAGUUUUUCCAAAGGAGAGAAAAGCACUGGAGCAAGCACUGAUCUCUGCAAAACUAAACUCUGGAACUGAGCUGUCCUGAAAGAGGAUUACUGUCGAUGCACUCCCGUACUGUACCUACAACUGUACCGCUGAAGCGGGCGCGCCGAUCGCUUCUUUUGGUUUGGAAUAAGAUAUAGACAGAUGGCUGCACUUGCAGUGCCGAGAAGCGAUAACUUUCUACACACAUUUUUACAGGACCGGACUCCGAGUUCAUCCCCUGACAGUGGGCCCUAUCCUUUGGCUUUCCUGGCUUCCACUUGUGGACAAGUAAGACCGAUCGGGACCUCAUCCUCCGAGGUGCCUCAGUUUCCAUAUGACCCAGCAGUGGGAUCAACUGCUGGAAUGUUUCAGCUCUGGAGCAACGAGGUUCCUGCGAGCACCGGAAUGGGAUCCCACCAGAUGACCUUCAGCGUUCCCAAACUCCAGUACCCAGGACACAUGUCCGCCCACCACGAACUUCCUCUAACCCCCCCGGCAGAACCCUCCACAUACUCCUUCGAACUGUCUCCAGUCAAGGUACUGACAUCCCAGGUCCAGAACCCUUCAUACCAUUACCCCCAGACCAACCAGAACUUCUCCAACUUUCUCCAGAACUCGUCUGGCUUGCCUGGAAGGCAUCACCUGCACGGUGGGCAUGUGGAGGACACCCAGCAGUGGUGGAGCCUCCAGCAAAGCAACGCCAACAACAGCGGCCAUCCGUUCACCCUGGGGAGGCCCUUGGUUUUGGGUCACCAGCCCCAGAUUGCUGCCCUUCUCCAGGGCUCCUCCAAAAGCUUGCUGACCUCCACCAGAAGAUGCAGGAGGUGCAAGUGUCCCAAUUGCCAGUCCUCAAGCAACGGAGGCAGCACAGACGAGCUGGGCAAGAAGAAGCUUCACAUCUGUCACAUCCCAGAGUGCGGCAAGGUCUACAAAAAGACAUCCCACCUUAAGGCUCACCUGCGCUGGCACGCUGGUGAAAGGCCCUUCAUCUGCAACUGGCUCUUCUGCGGGAAAAGCUUCACCCGGUCCGAUGAGCUUCAGCGCCACCUCAGGACUCACACUGGAGAGAAGAGGUUCAGCUGCCAGGAGUGCGGCAAGAGGUUCAUGAGGAGCGACCACCUUUCCAAACAUGUCAAGACGCACCAGAACAAAAAGAGCAAACAGCCCGGAGGAGACGCUCUUCUCAGCAGCAUCAAGAAAGAGUAG